Messenger RNA from Sphaerodactylus townsendi, 3111 nucleotides. RefSeq names its product golgi integral membrane protein 4 (gene GOLIM4). Gene Ontology annotation, cellular component: Golgi membrane; Golgi apparatus. The coding region runs from base 725 to 2821 and encodes 698 amino acids. The record is from RefSeq and is a predicted model, not a curated record. The transcript is spliced from 16 exons. NCBI's taxonomy places the organism in Eukaryota, Metazoa, Chordata, Lepidosauria, Squamata, Sphaerodactylidae.
UCGGAGCGGGACUUCCUUCGGGGAUCCCGCUGGAGAAAGCGACCCGAGUGUGGAGGUGACACGUCGGAGCCGGAGUGGAAGGUGGCCAAGGCGAGGCAGGGCGGAGGAAGGUCUCCCCACCUUCUUCCGUCACUUUUGCAAUUGCAAAGAGGAAACUUCAGCCCCCCGCGGGGGGAGGGAAGCUAGAUUGCGGCUGAUCCCGGGAAUCCUCGCUCGGGGGGAUGGAUCUUGCAAGAUCCUUCUAAAAGGCUUGCGGCGCUCAGAAAGAUCCGCGAGCUCAGUUGGGCAGAGAGACCUCCCUGCCCUGCAAAAAAAAAGUCCCUCUGGAGAGAACUCGCCCGGAGGAGCCCUCCCUGCGAGAGUAAGCCGCCUGCUGGGUCCACUCUUGUGGCUUCUUCUGAUCCGAGCCGGUGGAAAGGUGAGCGGGCGGCCAGCCAAGCGGGCAGAGGGCAACGCUGCCUAGCAAGCGGAGCCACGCCUUCGCCCUCGGCGCGCUGCUCCGAGAAAAGUGCACCCCCCCCCCACCCCAAAAAAAAGCAUCCCCAGGUCCCUUGCUCCUCUGCAGCAUGACUUUCAAUGCCCGGGUUGCAGCAGGUCCAAGUUAGCAGCUUGGGGCCGUCUAUGGCAGGCGCUGAUGCUGCUACCCUGAUGCUGACGGUCUGCGAGUGAAGCUUGGAGGGCACGUGGAAAUCCCCCCACACACACCACCCUCGAGGAAGGGACUAUGGGCAACGGGAUGUGCUCCCGAAAGCAGAAGCGGAUCCUGCAAACCCUCUUGCUCCUGACCGUGGUCUUCGGCUUCAUCUAUGGGGCGAUGGUCUACUACGAGGUGCAGAGCCAGCUGCGGAAGGCGGAGGCGGUGGCCGUCAAGUAUCAACAGCACCAGGAGUCCCUCUCUGCUCAGUUGCAAGUUGUAUAUGAGCAUCGAUCAAGACUAGAGAAAUCUUUGCAAAAGGAGAGGCUUGAACACAAGAAAGCAAAAGAAGACUUCCUUGUGUAUAAAUUAGAAGCACAAGAAACACUAAACAAAGGAAGGCAAGAUUCCAAUAACAGAUACAGUGCCCUGAAUGUGCAACACCAGAUGUUGAAGAGCCAACACGAAGAACUCAAGAAGGUGCACACAGACCUAGAGGAGGAACACCGCAACCAGGCGCAGGACUUCGGCAGAGCAGUUAAUGAGCACAAGCAGAGAUACAUGGAGAUGCAGCAGGAGAAAGAGCAGGAACUCUCCAAGCUGAAGGAAUCUCUGUAUAAUCUGCGAGAGGAGAACAGGCAGCUGAGAAAAGCUCACCAAGAUAUUCACACACAGCUUCAAGACGUGAAGCUGCAGCAUAAGAAUUUACUCUCCCAGCAUGACCAGCUUGUAGUGACAUUGGAAGACCACAAGAGUGCGCUAGAAGCUGCGCAGUCCCAGGUAGAGGAAUACAGACAACUAAAGGACACCCUUAAAAAGAUGCCGAGUUUCCAAAGACCUGAAAGUUUCCACCCGCCGCAUGUUGUGCAAGUGACGCCCGUGCCUUCGCCCUCAAGCGAUUCGAACGUACACGACUCAAACGUGGCUGAACACCAACAGGAGGUAACACUGAAUGGGGAGCAUCCUGAAGAAGCAGAAGAAAUCCACGUCGAAGGACGAGAAGAUAGAGCCGUACCAUUUCAUCGUGGUGGGAAAGCGAUUGAGGGCCAUUCUCACCAGGAGCUAAACAUUCAGCAGAAGCAAGAAGCGGGAGAAGAUGAGGAACAGCGCCUGGAACAGGUGGAAGAGGAGCACAAAAAGGAACUUGAAGAGGAAGAAAUGGAGCAAGCUGGUCAGCCCGAACGCUUAGCGGAGGAUCUGGACCAAACACCAGAGGAGCAUGAAUGGAAGGAGAAGGAAGAAGAAACCAACGUGCUCCAUGAACAUGCUCACUUGGAGGAACCAUCUACAGUGAAGACUAUAACAAGGUACAAAUCAGCCUAUGAAGAACAGCUGGAGCAGCAGCGGCUGGCAGCCCAGAGAGCAGAACAAGCCACUCGCCUGAGGGAACAUCAGGAGUCUUUGCGUCAGGGGAGACUGCAAGAACAAUUGCUGAGGCAGCAGCAGCUUCAAGAGAAGGAGCUGUCCUUUCGUAGGCAGGCCGAACAGGACGAAGAGCGGUUUAAGCACAACCUCAGCCAUCAGUCUCAUUAUGACAAUCUAGAUCAGGAUAUUGUACAAGGAGAGGAUCAUGGGACUCAGGAAGAAGACGAAAACUACGAGCGGCACAACCAGCAUCCCCAAGAAGCGGAGGAGGAGGAAGAUCAAAACAAUGCAAAUGAGCAGCAGGAUCAGGACCACCAAGUAGAAAACGAGCAGAAUGAAGAAGCUAAGCGGAAGGCAGCUGUGGAUGAUGUCAACCCGGCAGAUGACCCCAACAAUCAGGGAGAGGAUGAGUUUGAGGAAGCCGAACAAGAGAGAGAGGAGACGCUGCCUGGGGCGGAUAAGCAUCUGAAACCACAUGACCAGAAACAAGACAACCCUGAGGUGGAAGAGCAUUUAGUGAUGGUGGGUAACCCUGAUCAGCAAGAAGACAAUGUGGAUGAGCAGUACCAGGAGGAGGGGGAAGAAGAGGCCCAGGGAGAUUUGACUGAAGAGAAAAAGCAAGAUCUGGAACACAACGCUGAAGAGCCUUACGGUGAAAAUGAUGAAAAUGCUGAAGAAAAAAUGAACGAUGGUGCAGAUCAAGAAAUUCAAGAAGAAACCAACCCGAAAGAAAGUCACGAUGAAAACUACGAGGAGGAAGAGGAGGAGGACGAAGAAGGCGGUGCCAUGGCAGCCAAAGCCCACAGGCGAGGGGAAAUGUGAAGACCACAGAUGGUUGCUUGACAAAAUUGGUCUCUGGCCUGGAAGCAAAAAUGCAGAUGCUGGAAAAAGAUAGAACUUACCUUCUUAUAUAUCUAUUUUCAAUUUUUUUAAUUGGACGUUCUCGUGCUGUUUAUAUAAAUGCAGUAUUUUGUUAAGUUAGCCUUUCUUUUCUAUCAAUUUGUAUGAGACAAGUAACAAUACAAAAGAGUAUUCUUUUAUCCCCCCCCCUUCCAUAAAUUUGUAGCAUUAUAGUGUAAUUUAUAGCGUAAUUUUAUAGCAUUUGUUUUUUU